This is a messenger RNA of Macadamia integrifolia, 1403 nucleotides long. Its product is annotated as phosphomannomutase. Gene Ontology annotation, molecular function: phosphomannomutase activity. The transcript has 13 exons. Lineage: Eukaryota; Viridiplantae; Streptophyta; Magnoliopsida; Proteales; Proteaceae. The record is from RefSeq and is a predicted model, not a curated record. Gene Ontology annotation, biological process: mannose metabolic process; GDP-mannose biosynthetic process; protein N-linked glycosylation. Gene Ontology annotation, cellular component: cytosol. Bases 477 to 1238 code for a protein of 253 amino acids.
GGGUGUCCUUUGUUGCCUCGCUUGCUGAGUUUUAGAACACGAUUUCUGGAUCUGGGCUCGGUCACUAGUUCAUAGAUUGCUUUGUUUCCAAAACAAUUUGCCGUUCUUUGCGGAUCUCUCCCUCUCUCUCUUAAUUUGUGCAGAGAAGUUCCUGCCGCGCUUUCUGUAUACUAGUCACUGAUCUACAGCAUUUUUUCCGCAGAUCGCGGAGAUUCUCUGUAGUUAUUGGUGAUCUAGUCAGCGGAGUUGAUCACUGCAUUGGACAAGCUGAAUUUGACUCGAAUCAUUCGAGUUCCACACUUAAUAUUCGUGUUUUUCUCUGUAAUCAUUCAAGUUCAUUGAUCGAUUCUCGACUUCACUGGGACGACUUUCUCUGUCUACAGAGUCCAAAAUCAGAUCUCAUAACAGAUCAGCCUGAGUUAACGAGUUCUUACUUCUCAGCUUAACUUUGCAGUCUAUCAAAGGAUUUCUUAACUAUGAUGGCCGGGAGGAAGGCAGGUCUGAUUGCCUUAUUCGAUAUGGAUGGAACACUUACGGCUCCAAGGAAGGUAGUGACUCCAAAGAUGUUCGAGUUUAUGCAGAGACUUCGAGAGGUUGUUACGGUUGGAGUAGUGGGAGGAUCUGAUCUUGCUAAGAUAUCAGAGCAGCUUGGAAAGACAGUUAUUAAUGACUAUGAUUAUGUAUUUUCUGAAAAUGGUCUUAUUGCUCACAAAGAUGGGAAGCUUAUUGGCAGUCAGAGCUUGAAGUCAUUCUUGGGAGAAGAAAAACUCAAGGAAUUUAUUAAUUUCACACUUCAUUAUAUUGCUGACUUGGACAUACCAUUAAAAAGGGGAACAUUCAUUGAAUUCCGAAGUGGGAUGCUUAACGUAUCACCAAUUGGAAGAAAUUGCAGUCAAGAAGAGAGGGUUGAGUUUGAAAAGUAUGAUAAGGUUCACAACGUACGGCCAAAAAUGGUCUCUGUGCUUCAAGAGAAGUUUGCUCACCUUAACUUGACAUUUUCAAUUGGAGGACAGAUAAGCUUUGAUGUAUUCCCCAGUGGUUGGGACAAGACCUUUUGUUUGAGAUACCUUGAGGAUUUUCAUGAAAUCCACUUCUUUGGGGACAAAACUUACAAGGGUGGAAAUGACUACGAAAUUUAUGAAUCAGAGAGAACUGUGGGUCACACAGUCACCAGCCCUGAGGAUACAGCGGAACAAUGCACAGCUCUCUUCCUUGGCAAGGAAGCCAGAAGCCUCUAAGCCUAUUGCAACUCAAUAAUGUCCAUCUAGUAAUUAACUGCUAAAAUAUACUGUUUCAGAAUAAAAUUAUUUAAUGUGGAAUUUUUUUUCUGGAAACUCACUCAAUCUUAUCCCCACCCCACCGCCCAAAUAAAUAAAUAAAAACCCUACUAUCUUCUUGUGCUA